CUUGGAUCCAAAAACAAAGACUGAAAAUAGCAAUUUUUCCAUCUAACACUUUGAAAGCUUCGGGGGUGUUUGACCAACACACUCUUCACCAGUCCUAACCAACAGCGAUUCAUCAGUCUCUAAAAGAGAAGAGAAGAGAAGAAGAGAAAGAACAAUGCCUGUAUCGACCCGAUCCAAGGCGACGAUGAUGAAACACGAGCAGAGCAGGGAAGCAUACACGAAUCCACAUCAAGGUCUCAAGGAAAAGAUGAAAGCUUUGACUCUCUUGUACGAGCAGCAAAAGCGAGCCUCUUUCUCUCUCCGAAACCCUAAUCCUCAUCCUCAUCAUUCCCCAAAACCCCAAGAUCUGAGGUUUAAGCCUCCUCCUCCUCCUCCUCCUCCUCCUCACGAGCUGCUCGAUUAUCGCAAGAAACCUCAUAAAGAUCCAAACUUUGCCGACGACGACGACCACGAUGAAGAAUCCAAAGAGAACAAUGUAGCCGACGCGGAUCGGGUUUUCGGUCUCAUCAACACGGCCCCGGUUAAGUCUUCUACCACUGUCAUUAGAAAGCUCUCGAUGGGUCACGGAGCUGAGAAAGGUGAGAGCUUUGAGGCUUGUGGUGGUGGGAGUAGUAGUAGGAUCAUGGUGUUCGUUAGGCUUAGACCAAUGGGGAAGAAGGAAAGAGAGAACGGGUCACGGUGCUGUGUCAAGGUUCUGAACAGAAGAGAUGUUUAUCUAACGGAGUUCACCAACGAUAACGACUACUUAAGGCUCAAGAGGCUCCGUGUUCGUCAUUUCACUUUUGAUUCUUCUUUCCCUGAGACCACAACGCAACGCGAAGUCUAUUCCACCACAACAGGAGAUCUGUUGGAAGCAGUGGUUGAAGGAAGGAACGGUUCUGUUUUCUGCUACGGUGCUACGGGAGCAGGCAAGACUUAUACGAUGCUGGGGACGGUGGAGAAUCCAGGUGUGAUGGUUUUAGCGAUCAAAGAUUUGUUUGCUAAGGUUAGAGAGAGGAGUUUAGAUGGGAACCAUACUGUUCAUCUCUCUUAUCUUGAAGUCUAUAAUGAAACCGUUAGAGACUUGCUUUCACCUGGUAGACCACUCAUCCUCCGUGAAGAUAAACAGGGAAUCAUGGCAGCUGGUCUCACUCAAUAUAGAGCUUAUUCCACGGAUGAGGUUAUGGUUUUGCUCCAAAGGGGUAACCAGAACAGAACUACUGAGCCUACUCGUUGCAAUGAAACAUCUUCACGCUCACACGCCAUCCUUCAGGUUGUAGUGGAGUACAAGACUAGAGAUGCUUCCAUGAAUAUCGUCAGCAGAGUUGGGAAGCUGUCUCUCAUUGAUCUCGCAGGAUCAGAAAGAGCCAUAGCUACUGAUCAGAGGACGCUUAGAUCUCUUGAAGGAGCCAACAUAAACAGAUCGCUUCUUGCGUUGAGUAGCUGCAUCAACGCGCUUGUGGAAGGCAAGAAACAUAUCCCUUACAGAAACUCUAAGCUGACGCAGCUGCUCAAAGACUCGCUAGGCGGCUCGUGUAACACGGUGAUGAUCGCUAAUAUAAGUCCAAGCAAUCAUUCUUUUGGUGAAACGCAGAACACUCUCCAUUGGGCAGACCGAGCCAAGGAGAUUCGAGUGAAGGGAAGUGAAGUAAAUGAAGAGGUGGUGGUUCAAGUGAGUGAACAAGUAGAGGGGCCUGAUCAGGCCAAGAUGGUGUUGGAGCUUCAGGAAGAGAACCGUGAGCUGCGUGUAAAGCUCGCGGAGCAGCAGCAGAAGCUUUUGACUCUUGAAGCAGAGACCUUAGCAGCUGCUAACAACAACAUAUCUCCAACACCUCCAUCAAUCUCAUCUCUAAUGACUCCACCAUCAGCUUUAACAGGGCAACAGAAGAAGAAACCGAGGCACUCGUUGUUAUCAGGAACAUGUUUCACACCAGAGUCAUCCAAAAGGAGAAAAGCGGAAGAUGCAGUGAAGGAGCUUCAGCUGACUGUCAAGGCGUUGAAGAUGGAGAUGGAGAGACUGAAGAGGGAACAUGUGGUGCAGACGAAGAAGCAAAAGGAAGAGCUAAUGAAAGAACUGUGUAGUAAAAAGAGCGAGAAAACUCCAGAAAGAGGCAAAGAGACAACAACAAGGAGGGUUGUGACGAGAGGGAGCUUGAGACCGAAGGAGAAAGAGAAGGAGCUGAUAAAAAGCCCUAGUCAUCGGUUUGCAUCUCCAGCUGCAGCAGCUAAAAAGAGAAGCUUCUGGGACAUAACCGCAGCAAACAGUCCUUCGUUGGAUAGAAGGAAAACGAGAAGCCAUGUUCGUCCUCCUGUUAAUCAAGAAGCUCCUUCAAUGCUGCUUCAGCCGGGGUUUGCACGUCCAAGGACAACAACAACAACACACAUGAAGCGUUAACACCCGAGUUUAAAGAGUGUUUUUUGUUUUCUUGUCUGUUUCAUCCACUGUUUGCCUAGCAUCUGUAUUCAAUAGGAGCAUGAUGACAAAAACACAAUAAGUUGUUUUUCUUGCUAAUUUUAUUUAUACAAUUCUUUUCAUCA
Messenger RNA from Raphanus sativus (radish), 2517 nucleotides. RefSeq names its product kinesin-like protein KIN-8A. Gene Ontology annotation, molecular function: microtubule motor activity; ATP binding; microtubule binding. The transcript has 5 exons. Bases 155 to 2374 code for a protein of 739 amino acids. Lineage: Eukaryota; Viridiplantae; Streptophyta; Magnoliopsida; Brassicales; Brassicaceae. The record is from RefSeq and is a predicted model, not a curated record. Gene Ontology annotation, biological process: microtubule-based movement.